This is a messenger RNA of Linepithema humile (Argentine ant), 2622 nucleotides long. RefSeq lists its product as uncharacterized. Lineage: Eukaryota; Metazoa; Arthropoda; Insecta; Hymenoptera; Formicidae. The record is from RefSeq and is a predicted model, not a curated record.
AUGACAUCACUGAACGCAAAAAGAGAUUAUCUGAUUUAUGGGAUCUAUUUACAUACAUUUAUAUACAAUGUACAAUCACGAAUAGAAUUACUUGAAAACCAAGAGCCAUCUACUUCAAACAACGAUGAGCUUCUCAUUCAACAAGAACAGCAUAGAACAAAUUUCGAGUCUACAUAUUUCAGUUUAAUGUCACGCUGUGAAUCUUUUUUUGAAUAUUUUAGUCAGCUUGAUGCUCAAGCGUCAAGAACCCAUGAAAAUGUUGUACGUGGUCCUACACCCAGGAAAUCACGAGUUAGAUUGCCUAAAAUUGAGCUUCCAGUGUUUUUAGAUUCCUAUGAUGAUUGGUAUUCUUAUCAGGAUGUAUUUGAAAAAUUGAUACAUAACAAUGAGAGUUUAACAGACAUUGAAAAAUUCCACUAUUUGAGAUCAUCUCUCAAGGACAAGGCAGCUGAAAUUAUAAAAUCAAUUGAAACCACGACUGAUAAUUAUAACGAUGCUUGGGCAGCUGUCAAGGAGCGUUUCGAUAACAAACGUUGGAUAAUACACAAACACAUCAGAGCCAUCUUUGACAUUCCAACACUGUCCAAGGAAAAUCAUGGUCAUUUACGUGAGCUAUUGGACACUAUUUUAAAACACUUGCGUGCUCUCAAGGCUUUAAAAAGACCUACAGAUGCGUGGGAUGAUUUGAUCAUUCACAUCAUUGUCUCAAAACUUGAUCCAACAACGGGUAAAGCGUGGGAAACUAGCAUUCCUGAUAAGGACAUUUCAGAUUUAAAAUCAUUAAUCAACUUUCUUUCUAAACGAUGUCAGGCACUUGAAACAAUCGCUGGCAAACAGUCAAUCAAUCAAUCCAACAACUCUUCGAAAUUCUCGUACAAAUCAAAGAGCACUUUGGUUGCAAAUCUUUCCACAUCCAACUUAGCUUGCGCACAAUGUAAAGAAAAUCAUCCUUUAUAUUUUUGUGAAGCUUUUCUCAAAUUGCCAAUAGAGAAAAGAAUUUCUCUUGUCAAAAGAGCUUACUUGUGCAUUAAUUGUUUAAGAUCAAGUUCACAUACUGCUAAAGAUUGCAAUUCAAGUGUUUGUCGCAAAUGCAACAAAAAACAUAAUACAUUGUUGCAUUUAUCAAAUUUAGUAGACAAAAUUAAAACGGCUAAUUCCGACGAAUCAUCCUCCUCUUCUACAAAGGAAGCACAAUCAAUUGUCACUCAAUGUACAUCGACUCAUCGUUCUUUGGGCGUCAUACUUUCAACAGCUAUUGUACACGUAUUUGAUUCAAAAAAUCAAAUUUAUUCUUGCCGCGUACUAUUAGACAGUGGAUCCCAAUCAAAUUUCAUAACACAAAAAUUUGCAGACAAAUUACAGCUUAAAGAACGAUCAAUCGAUAUUUCCAUUUCUGGUGUAGUUCAGGGAAUCAUUCAAGCCAAAACAAUGAUCAACGUUUGCAUUAAGUCACGUUUUAAUAGUUUCAGUGGGAAUAUAGAUUGUAUAGUUUUACCUAAAAUUACUCAAAGAUUACCGCAGGUGAUAAUCUCAAAGCAACAAUUAGAAAUACCUAAAAAUUUAAAGUUGGCUGAUCCUAAUUUUAACGUGCCUGCGAAUAUUGAUAUGUUGAUCGGUGCGGAAUUAUUUUGGACACUCAUUUGCGUCGGUCAAAUUAGAUCUUCCCGAACUCAGCCAACUUUACAGAAGACUCUUUUAGGAUGGAUCGUAUCUGGUCCAACGACGAGCACUCUUUCGGAGUCACAAAGAUCAACUACCAAUUUUUUGGCUGUAACAGAACAAUUGAAUCAAACACUCUGCCAAUUUUGGGAAAUCGAGCAUUUAGAAACAUUUCCGAAAGGAUCACCAGAAGAACAAAUUUGUGAACGUCUUUUCACGGAUACGACACGACGCAACAAUGAAGGUCGUUUUGUAGUUCAAUUGCCAAUCAAGACCGACAAAUUCACCAAUCUUGGAAAUUCCGAGGAAAUUGCCAUCAGUCGUUUUAAGUCUUUAGAAAGACGGCUUACAAGAUCACCAAAGAUAUAUGCAGAAUACAAAUCAUUUAUGCAGGAAUAUCUACAACUAGGUCACAUGCGUGAAAUUACCGACUUUAAAUCAACUAACAAGACUUAUUAUUUGCCACAUCACGCUGUGUACAAAGAGACAAGUACCACGACCAAAUUAAGAGUCGUUUUUGAUGGCUCGUGCAAAUCGUCUACUGGCAUUUCACUAAAUGACUUAUUGAUGGUCGGUCCCACAAUCCAGGAUGAUUUAUUUUCAAUAUUAACGAGAUUCCGCACAGUCAAAUUCGCCGUAACGGCUGAUAUAAACAAAAUGUACAGACAAGUCUUGGUCGAUUGCAAUCAAACUUCACUUCAACGUAUUGUGUGGAGAAAUUCAAGCAGUGAGCCAAUUCGAACGUUUGAAUUGCUCACUGUCACAUAUGGCACAGCCUCUGCACCAUUUUUGGCCAUUCGAUCUCUCAGAAAGCUUGCAGAAGAUAACAUCGUCAAUUAUCCAAUUGGGUCCAAGGCAGUUCUAAAUGAUUUUUACGUUGACGAUUUAGUGACUGGAGCAAAUACUUUACAGGAAUCAUUGACUAUCAAAAAGGAAACUCACAACUAUUAAUGGAAGGCGGAU